CGUCCGAGCUCGGUGGCGCGCACGCCUGCGGGAGCCCUCUCCAGGCAACCCAGUGCUGAUCGCCGGUGCCGGUGCUGCCGUUCCCCCUCCGUAGCGGGAGGCGAGGCUCCAAAGCAGCCCCCUCCUCCUGCUGGGCUCACCCGCCACCCCCUUCCCGGUGGACCUCGGGGCAUGAGCAACGAUGGCGGGCUGCAUCCCUGAGGAGAAAACUUACCGGCGCUUCCUGGAGCUGUUCCUGGGCGAGUUCCGCGGACCGUGCGGCGGCGGCGAGCCAGAGCCCGAACCCGAAUCCGAGCCCGAGCCUGAAGCGGAGCUGGUCGCGGCUGAGGCGGCCGAGGCUUCGGGGGAGGAACCGGGGGAGGACGCUGCGACAGGAGCCGCGGCCGAGGAGGGGGAGCAGGACCAAGACCCCGAGCCCGAAGAGGAGGCGGUGGAGGAGGAGGCGGCGGCCGAGGGCGAGGAGGAGGAGGAGGAGGAGGAAGAAGCGGCGGCCCCGGGGCACUCGGCCGUGCCGCCGCCGCCGCAGCCCCAGCUGCCGCCGCUGCCCCCGCUCCCGCGCCCGCUGUCGGAGCGCAUCACCCGAGAGGAGGUGGAGGGCGAGAGCCUGGACCUGUGCCUGCAGCAGCUCUACAAAUAUAACUGCCCUUCCUUUCUGGCUGCUGCCUUAGCCAGGGCCACCUCAGAUGAAGUCCUCCAGAGUGACCUUUCUGCUCACUAUAUCCCGAAGGAGACGGAUGGCACAGAAGGGACUGUGGAGAUCGAGACAGUGAAACUGGCCCGCUCUGUCUUCAGCAAACUGCACGAGAUUUGCUGCAGCUGGGUGAAGGACUUCCCUCUGCGCAGGAGGCCUCAGAUUUAUUAUGAAACGUCAAUCCAUGCCAUCAAAAACAUGCGAAGGAAAAUGGAGGACAAACACGUCUGCAUCCCUGACUUUAAUAUGCUCUUCAACCUAGAGGACCAGGAGGAACAAGCUUACUUUGCAGUGUUUGAUGGCCACGGGGGAGUGGAUGCUGCCAUUUAUGCCUCCGUUCACCUACAUGUUAACUUAGUGCGCCAGGAGAUGUUCCCCCAUGAUCCUGCUGAGGCUCUGUGCCGGGCCUUCCGUGUCACGGAUGAGCGGUUUGUGCAGAAGGCAGCCAGGGAGAGCUUACGAUGCGGGACCACAGGAGUAGUCACUUUUAUCAGAGGCAACAUGCUCCACGUGGCCUGGGUGGGCGAUUCCCAGGUUAUGCUUGUAAGAAAGGGCCAAGCUGUUGAACUUAUGAAACCACACAAACCAGACAGAGAGGAUGAAAAGCAGCGAAUUGAGGCCCUUGGAGGUUGUGUAGUUUGGUUUGGUGCCUGGAGGGUGAAUGGAAGUCUAUCAGUCUCCAGAGCUAUAGGAGAUGCUGAACAUAAGCCAUAUAUCUGUGGAGAUGCAGACUCUGCCUCAACUGUUUUGGAUGGGACUGAAGACUACCUCAUUCUGGCCUGUGAUGGCUUCUAUGAUACAGUGAACCCUGAUGAGGCAGUGAAGGUUGUGUCUGACCACCUGAAAGAGAAUAAUGGAGACAGCAGCAUGGUUGCCCACAAAUUAGUAGCAUCAGCUCGUGAUGCAGGGUCAAGUGAUAACAUCACUGUUAUUGUGGUAUUCCUGAGGGACAUGAACAAAGCUGUAAAUGUUAGUGAGGAAUCAGAUUGGACAGACAACUCUUUUCAAGGAGGGCAAGAAGAUGGUGGGGAUGAUAAGGAGAAUCAUGGAGAGUGCAAACGCCCUUGGCCUCAGCACCAGUGCUCAGCACCAGCCGAUCUAGGCUAUGAGGGGCGUGUGGAUUCAUUCACUGAUAGAACUAGCCUGAGCCCAGGGCCCCAAAUCAACGUGCUGGAAGAUCCAGACUACCUAGAUCUCACACAAAUAGAAGCAAGCAAACCUCACAGUACCCAAUUUUUGCCACCAGUUGAGAUGAUUGGUCCUGGUGCACCAAAGAAAGCAGAUCUUAAUGAGCUAAUAAUGGAGGAAAAAUCAGUCAAGUCUUCAUUGCCUGAACGGAGUGGUGCUGGAGAGUUUCUGGCUUCUUUUAAUUUGGGUUCAACAGGGCAACAGAUAUGCAGAAUGGAGAGCUUGUCUCCUGUCUGUUCUGGGUUGGAAAAUGAACAGUUCAAAUCCCUGGGGAAAACAGCGUCUAGAUUGUACCAUUUACGCCACCACUACUCCAAAAGGCAGCGUGCAUUCAGGUUUAAUCCAAAGUUUUAUUCAUUUCUUUCUGCUCAAGAGCCUUCUCACAAAAUAGGCAUUAGCCUCUCCUCACUUACUCGAAGUGGGAAGAGAAACAAGAUGUUAAGAAGUUCUUUGCCAUGGAGGGAAAAUAGCUGGGAAGGAUAUAGUAGAAACAUGAAGAUUAGAAAGUGUAACGAUAUUCCAUGCCCAGACCUUCCUUGGAGCUAUAAAAUAGAAGACUUUUCUUCAAUGUAGGCUAGCUAGCUCUCUCAAAAAAAUACAACUAUCAGAGUAGAAACAAGGUAGA
Molecule: messenger RNA, 2504 nt
Organism: Peromyscus leucopus (white-footed mouse)
Lineage: Eukaryota; Metazoa; Chordata; Mammalia; Rodentia; Cricetidae
Gene: Ppm1e
Product: protein phosphatase, Mg2+/Mn2+ dependent 1E
Exons: 7
Coding region: 182-2452 (756 amino acids)
Biological process (GO): negative regulation of protein kinase activity; protein dephosphorylation
Molecular function (GO): cation binding; protein serine/threonine phosphatase activity
Source: RefSeq, a predicted model, not a curated record